Messenger RNA from Arachis duranensis, 1701 nucleotides. RefSeq lists its product as uncharacterized. Gene Ontology annotation, biological process: collagen metabolic process. NCBI's taxonomy places the organism in Eukaryota, Viridiplantae, Streptophyta, Magnoliopsida, Fabales, Fabaceae. Gene Ontology annotation, molecular function: oxidoreductase activity, acting on paired donors, with incorporation or reduction of molecular oxygen; iron ion binding; L-ascorbic acid binding. The transcript is spliced from 8 exons. The coding region runs from base 83 to 1324 and encodes 413 amino acids. The record is from RefSeq and is a predicted model, not a curated record.
UUCCCACUUUCGAUAGCGAGGCUGACUUCAUAAACCAUGAAAGCCAAGAGCGACAAGAUUAAAGUGGAAGAAGCAUGAGAAAAUGGAUGAGAUUCAGAAACAGAAACGGGAAACUGAAAAGAAAGUAGGAUUAGGAAUGUGUGAGGUUUGCUGUGGUUCGCAACACCCUCGUGUGAUGGUCCCCAACUUCCUCUCCCCUGAAGAAUGCAAGGAACUGGAAUUCAUACACAAGAGUAGCAGCACUGUUGGCUAUAGACCCAAUGUCUUCUCAACCACUCUCUCCCAUCUCAUUGCCACCAACUCUUCCCACUUCCUCAUUCCCUUCAUUCCCAUCCGAGAAAGGUUGAAAGACAAGCUAGAGGAGUUUUUCAACUGUCAAUACGAGCUCUUUGUUGAAUUCACCGCUCUAAUCAGCUGGAGCAGAGGUGCAAGCAUUGGGUGGCAUAGUGAUGAUAACAGACCCUACCUCAAACAGCGGCACUUUGCAGUGGUGUGCUAUUUAAAUAAUUAUGGCAAGGAUUUCAAUGGUGGACUCUUUCGUUUCCAGGAUGGCCAGCCAAUGUCAAUUAUGCCAAUGGCUGGAGAUGUUCUGAUGUAUACUGCUGACCAGCGUAACAUUCAUUCUGUUGAUGAGAUAACUGAUGGAGAAAGACUAACGCUUACUUUAUGGUUCACUCGUGAUGGUUCCCAUGAUGAGGAUGUGAAGCUUGUUUCUCUCCUUUCACAACACCUAUUACAUAAGGACAUGGCUGCAUCGUAUCUUCCUCUGCCUGCAUCCUGUGAUAUGUAUUGUUUUUCGCAGGAUCAAGCUUCCAAUGACCAGUUUGGCUUUAAUAUAUGUUGGGCCAGACUUCAUAUUCUUGGAUAUGGCAUUUCUAUAUCCGAAGACGGUGCCUGUGACUCAGAUGUCUCUGAAUUACUGGUGAAGCCAGUGCAGUUAGUAAGAGGAGAUGAGUUGUUAGACCAUGAAUUUGUCAAUAUUUUGCAUGCACUUCAGGUCAUCCAUUUCUAUUGUUGGCAAGGAUCUGCCUUAAAGACCAAGGCAUUGAAUGUGCACACGAACGUGCUAAAACUUUCAGAUAAGGACAAGGAGAAAAUCAACUGUCUGAAGUCUGUACUUUUGAAUGAUGAAGAUUUGGUAUUGAAGGUUUUCGGGAGUAUGCCUUUGGAAGAAAAUGGAGGCAUUUGCUUUGACUGGACAGGAAUUGUGGCUGCAAUUGCUGCUUGGGAAGAUUAUGUGACGAAGUUAAGUAAACAAAUUCAUUUAGAGUUGCCUUAUUGGAGAAUGCAUGAAUCUAUAUAUACGGUGCAACUUGAUGAGUAGUAUACAUGAUCAACCAAUCCAGGAAAAUGCAGCACCUAAACGUUGUGCUUGGGCCUUGGAAUUAGAAAAAGACAAUGAUGAAAAAAGCGGAAGAUAGUUUGUGAAGCCUUGUUUCAUAGCAUUCCGAGUUAAUAUGCUUUUGCGGAAUUUUAUAACGAAGUUUCUUAAAGAGAGAUGAGGAAUUAUACUCAAGUUUAUCCCAGAAAGUAUCAUAGUAUUAAAAUAUUACAAGUACACGAUGGCAACUACUAGUACAUAUACUUUAUGCCUUUGUUGAUAGAAUCCCGGUAGCUCUGGUUUUGGCUGUAAUAUUAUAGCUACUGCAAGCUCAUUAAGACUAUUUUCAAAUUCAUUUCUCUUAUUUUGUUUUACAGAUA